This is a messenger RNA of Eurypyga helias (sunbittern), 3645 nucleotides long. It is a transcript of the gene COL28A1, whose product is annotated as collagen, type XXVIII, alpha 1. Gene Ontology annotation, molecular function: serine-type endopeptidase inhibitor activity. The transcript has 35 exons. The coding region runs from base 1 to 3645 and encodes 1214 amino acids. Lineage: Eukaryota; Metazoa; Chordata; Aves; Eurypygiformes; Eurypygidae. The record is from RefSeq and is a predicted model, not a curated record.
AUGUGGAAAAACCAUUUUUUCUUUUGCUUUUUGCUUCUGGCUGUGACAACAAACCACAUAGUAUGUGGGCAAAACAGAAAGAAAGAAAAGAAUUCUUAUUCUCUUGUGCAAAAUUAUGAAGGCAAUAUGUGUCUCAUUGAUAUAGUCUUUAUCUUGGACAGUUCAGAAAGUGCCAAAAAUCAGUUGUUUGAUUUACAGAAGAAUUUUGUUCAAAACUUAAUUGACAGCAUUUUCCAGAUGAAGCCAGUUAAGUCUCAGAAGUAUAAUGUCAAACUAGCAAGUAUGCAGUUUAGCAGCACAGUCAGCAUUGAUCAUCCCUUUACAGCCUGGAAAAGUGUGCAGACUUUUAAAGAGAAAAUCAAGUCUCUGGGUUUUAUUGGCCAUGGCACCUACUCCUAUUAUGCAAUUUCCAAUGCCACUCAGCUGUUUAAAACUGAAGGUCGUAAGAGAAGUCUGAAAGUGGCUUUUUUGAUGACUGAUGGUGUUGAUCAUCCAAACAGCCCUAAUGUCGAGGGUAUAGCCACAGCAGCUAGGAGUCUUGGAAUACAUUUUUUUACUAUUGGCCUUUCUAAGAAUAAAGUCCAAGAAGAAAAAUUGCGCCUGAUAUCUGGUGAUUCAUCUUCUAAAUACAUCUUAUGCCUGGAUGAUGAGAACCUGGUAGUUGAUGUAGCAUUGGAACUGGAAGCCUUGCUUCAGAAGAAGUGUAUGCAGAAGAACUGUGGAAAGAACUGUGGGUUGGAAAAGGGAGUAAAAGGAGACAAAGGUGAUUCUGGAAGUGCUGGUGACAAAGGGGAAAAAGGUGAACCAGGACCAAAAGGAAGCAAGGGUGAUACUCAAAAAGGAGAUCAUGGAGAAAAAGGUGAAGAGGGAGCUCCUGGCUACAAGGGAGACAAGGGUGACAGAGGAGAAUGUGGGUCGCCAGGACUAAAAGGGGAAAGAGGUUUGGAAGGUCCUUUUGGCCCUAGGGGACCUCGGGGACCUCAGGGUAUCGGUGGACCUCCAGGUGAGCCAGGCCCAAAAGGUAUUCAAGGAAGCAAGGGAGAGCAAGGCCCUUUAGGUCUCUACGGUCCUCCAGGACUCCCUGGUAUUGGAGAGCCAGGCCCCAAGGGUGCUAGAGGACAAGAAGGUAAAAUGGGAUUGCCAGGACCACCUGGAAUUUGUGAGCCAGGAUUACCUGGACCACGUGGCCCUGAUGGUCUUCCAGGUGAGAGGGGUAUACCGGGAGAGGGCAUUCAAGGCCAAAAGGGUGAAAAAGGCUGUACUGGUGUAGCGGGUCCUCCUGGGUUGCCAGGUCAACAAAUCAAAGGUGACAAGGGUGAACAAGGCCAAGUGGGACCACAGGGCCCAGCAGGACCACCAGGAAUAGGCAAUCCAGGAAGCCAGGGUAUACAGGGUCCACAAGGAAACCCUGGGGCAAAAGGAUCUAAAGGUUUUGGUCUGCCAGGUCCAAAGGGCCAACCAGGUGACCCUGGACAAAAAGGAGAACCAGGACUUCCAGGAAUUGGUGUACAAGGACUUAAAGGAGAUAUAGGUCCAUCAGGACUCGAAGGAAAGAGAGGGGCACCAGGAGUUCCUGGGCAAUCAGGGAAUAAGAAUGAGCUGCUGAGUGAGCAGAACUCAGGGCUUUGGCUGACUGUUGAAUUGCUGUUGAUAAUCCAGGCAUCUCCGAACUCUGCUACUGUGCAGCUCAUAGACGAGGGUAGCAGCUGGCCAACGUGUAGAACUGAUGAACUGAACGGGGAAAAGGGAGAUCAAGGUCCAAGAGGCACUCAAGGAGUCCCUGGCAAAGGAGAUGUAGGACAAAAGGGUGACCCAGGAGAAAAAGGAUCCCAAGGACCGAUUGGUUUUACAGGAGUACAGGGCCCAGCUGGACCGAAAGGUGAACCAGGAGAGAGAGGACCACGUGGUGUCGCUGGAUCAUCUAUUCGGGGACCUGCUGGACCAAAGGGGGAUCCAGGACCCAAGGGGCCACCAGGAGAUGAUGGAAUUCCUGGAAAAUCAAUAAUGGGACCAGAGGGUAACCAAGGACUACCUGGACCACGUGGACCUCCUGGAGAAAAAGGCAAUGGCCACAAAGGUGAAUCUGGACCCCCAGGACCACCAGGCCCCCCAGGACCACCAGGCCCAAAAGGCGUGGGAGAUGCUGGACCAAAGGGAGAUCAUGGAAUGAAAGGCUAUCGUGGGCCCCCGGGACCACGGGGCCCACCAGGAACAGAUGGUCCCAAGGGUAUUAUGGGACAGAAAGGCGUGCCUGGUCCACCUGGCCCCCCUGGCGACAGCGUAGAAGGAAGCAAGGGAGAAAAAGGAAAUCAAGGCUUUCCUGGACCAAAGGGAUCAGUAGGAAUGGGUUUUCCUGGACCAAAGGGAGACUAUGGAGAUAAAGGUGAUCCAGGGAGCAAGGGUGCCAAAGGAGAGAUUGGAGACCCAGGACCUCCAGGACCAAAGGGAAUUUGGGGAAGAAAAGGUGAACCUGGUCUUUCGAGAGAAGAAGUUAUCAGACUUAUCAAUGAAAUAUGUGGUUGUGGAAUCAAAUGCAGAGUAACACCACUGGAACUUGUAUUUGUCAUUGACAGUUCCGAAAGUGUUGGACCAGACAACUUCAUUAUUAUAAAAACUUUUAUGAAAACAGUCAUUGACAAGGUGUUGGCCAAUCACGCUACAACCCGUAUUGGCAUUAUCAACUUCAGCCAUAAAGUGGAGCUGGUGUCUUCUCUGAAGCAGUACACAACAAAAGAAUUCCUGAAAUCAGCUGUUGAUAAAAUGCCCUACUUAGGAGAAGGCACGUACACAGCUUCUGCUAUCCACGAUGCCAUUCAGUUGUUUCAGUCAGUACGCUCGGCAGUAAGGAAAGUGGCUGUUGUAAUAACAGAUGGACAAGCAGACGUUCGUGAUAAAAUACAACUGGACACUGUAGUGAGGGAGGCCCAUGCUACAAAUAUUGAGAUAUUUGUCAUUGGGAUUGUUCAAAGGACUGAUCCUCAUUAUGAUGAUUUUCUGAAAGAAAUGCAACUCAUUGCAACAGACCCUGAUGAAGAACAUGUCUACCAGAUAGAUGACUUCAUGACGCUUUCAGCUCUUGAAAAUAAAUUGAUAACAAAAAUCUGUGACAACGUGUCUGAAGUUUACACCAGAAAAGAAAAUGUUUUAUCUCUAUCUCCAAGUCUAAAAUCUGAUACGGCUAGUGAAGUUACUAAUAGCCAGUUACCUGAAAUGACUCCUUCGAAGAUUUAUGUGCUCCCUACAGAAGCUUACCCACUUAGUCCACCACAGAACGGAUAUACGGAGCUCCUGUCAUCUGGUCAAGGUCACACUGCGACCAUCUCUUCUCAGAGGGAAUCAAAAUUUCCCCCGCUUCAUGAGAUACCUGAAAUGAGACCUCAGAAUGCAGUUACCACUCCAUUGUUCAGUGUAACUGCUGCUCAAGAUCACCACCCAACUGUGCUGCGACCACCAGCGGCAACAACUCAGAAAGAUCCAAGGUGUUUGGAGCCUUUCAAACCAGGAGAUUGUCGGAACUACGUGGUGAAAUGGUAUUAUGACAAGAAUAGCAAUUCUUGUGGCCAGUUCUGGUAUGGAGGUUGUAAUGGUACCAACAAUAGAUUUGAAACAGAACAAGAAUGUCAAAAAACCUGCGUUGAUUGGUGA